AGCUAAAGCAAAUACGCACUUUAAAUGUGGGAUCAUACUGGAUUCGGGUUUUCCACUGAAAUAUCCUUUCGUUUUGAAUAUUGAUUUUCCUCUAAGAAUGCAAGUCGUCGGUUGGAAUCGAGACUUGAACUGUUCAUUUAAUCAUGUGAGUAAAUGCCCAUUAAAUCGUACAAGCUGGGAAAUAUCAGUAGGCCAAUUUUCGUGCAACUGCAGCGGGAACAUGUUGACGUAUCACUGCCUUGCAACAGAGGAUGGGAAAAAUCUCACGGAAGGCUGCUCGAAAUCGACACUUAUUAUGCAGGGGAAUUGUCCUGUGUUUGGAAAGGAAAAGGAAAUCAGCUUCAAAUCGUGCCUCUCGAAUUCCCUCUGUCCUAACUCAUCAUACCAAUCUAAUGAUGUUUACUUAUAUCCAGAGUGCUUAAAUGAAAAAAGGAAAAUUUAUCCCGAAGUGCGAGCAACAAAAGAUGAAUAUUUUCCAAUUUAUCUGAUUAUAACACCUCUGAUUUGCAUAGUACUUCUAGUUGCUUUGUUGAUGUGGUUCAUCAAAAAAAGAAGAAAAAGAAUAAACAGAUUACGCCGAUGUAUCUAUAGACAAGAGAUGAAUGCUACGCUACCUUCAGAGCUCAACAAAAUAAAACUUUUAAUUAUUGGACCAACAAGCAGUGGUAAAAGCAGCACAGGAAAUACUAUUUUGAAUAAACUAUGCUUUAAAACAGGAAUAUCAAGCAGUGGAAUAACAUUUCAUUGUAAGGAAGGAGCUUCGAACAGAUUUGGAAGAAACAUCGUUGUCUUGGACACUCCUGGAUUUUCUAAUUUGACAAAAGGAGUCCGAAGAACUAGUUUGAUUCCUGAUUUUAGAUCCGACGCCGUCCUUCUAGUUUUGGACCUAUCCAGAUUUUCGGUUGACCUGGAGAAGGACUUGCAAAAUGUUCCUUAUAUUUUUGGUGAUAAUAUUUUCGAUAAUAUGUUUAUAGUUUUCACAAGGGAGGAUGAACUACAACGAAACUGCAUUUCUCUACAUGAUUUUAUCAAUACGUUCCCUGAUUCUAUGCUAGCAUUAAAGGAACAAUGCCAUGGCAGGAUAAAAUGUGUCAACAAUUUAAAGACUGGUUAUGAAAACACAGCUUUUGUUGAGGAGUUAGUGAAGGAAAUAGAGAAUAUGAAGAGAAGAAAUCCGCAUGAUUAAACUUGCGCACAGCCUGCUUGUACAUCGACAUUUCUAUAAUGUUAUAAUUUUGCCAU
This is a messenger RNA of Saccostrea cuccullata (small rock oyster), 1242 nucleotides long. RefSeq names its product GTPase IMAP family member 8-like. Gene Ontology annotation, molecular function: GTP binding. The record is from RefSeq and is a predicted model, not a curated record. Lineage: Eukaryota; Metazoa; Mollusca; Bivalvia; Ostreida; Ostreidae. Bases 98 to 1186 code for a protein of 362 amino acids. The transcript has 7 exons.